UGGUUUUCCACAAAAUUUGACCAAAUCUUGAGAAAAGAGUUAGUCACCAGUCCAUUGAAUGUAAUAAACCCCACAACAAUAAAAAAUUAAUAACUCUGUUUACUAGGUACAAUACAUCUAUAUAUACGUAUAUGCAUUUGAUUUACUGUGCAUGCAAAUCAGUACGUACUGGAGAAGGAGUCAUGGCAGAGAAUGAGGUGAAGUUGCUGGGAAUGGAGCCGAGUCCAUUUGCGAUGAGGCCAAGAAUCGCUUUUAACCUGAAAUCAAUAAAUUACGAGUUCGUGGAGGAGACAAUGGCACCCAAAGGCGAGCUUCUUCUUCGAUCCAAUCCCGUCCACAAGAAAGUACCAGUUCUCAUCCAUGGUGACAAGCCCGUAUGCGAGUCUCUCAUCAUCGUAGAGUACAUUGACGAAGCAUGGUCGUCUUCCUCCGCUCCCUCCAUUCUCCCCUCCGAUCCCUACGACCGUGCCACUCACCGAUUUUGGGCAGCCUAUAUCGACGAAAAGUGGUCCCCAUCCCUGAAAGGACUUGGUGUUGUGGAAGAUGAAGAAGCGAACAAAGCGACAAUCGAGCAGUUGGAAGAAGGGUUAGUGCUGUUAGAAGAAGCAUUUGAGAAGAUGAGCAGAGGGAAAGCUUUCUUCGGGGGAGAUGAAAUUGGGUACCUUGACAUUGCGUUGGGAUGCUAUUUGGGUUGGGUGAGAGUGAUGGAGAAAGCUAAUGGAUUGAAGCUGAUUGAUGAGUCCAAGACGCCUUGUCUGGCGAAAUGGGCGGAGAGCUUCUGCAGUCAUGAAGCGGUGAAAGGUGUGAUGCCGGAGACCGAGAAGCUUGCGGAGUUUGCUAAGGUAAUCUUUCCGAGAAUGGCAGGUGGCAAAUAAAUUUGUGGAUUGGGUUUGUUGAAGUACUAAAUGAGUUGUUUUGGUUUUAUGGGUAUUUAUCCUUUGUCAGGAUGGAUUGACUUGUUGUUUGAAACUUGAUAUUU
Messenger RNA from Carica papaya (papaya), 979 nucleotides. RefSeq names its product glutathione S-transferase U17-like. NCBI's taxonomy places the organism in Eukaryota, Viridiplantae, Streptophyta, Magnoliopsida, Brassicales, Caricaceae. The record is from RefSeq and is a predicted model, not a curated record. Gene Ontology annotation, molecular function: glutathione transferase activity. Gene Ontology annotation, cellular component: cytoplasm. Gene Ontology annotation, biological process: glutathione metabolic process.